Messenger RNA from Trachymyrmex septentrionalis, 2256 nucleotides. RefSeq lists its product as uncharacterized. The record is from RefSeq and is a predicted model, not a curated record. The coding region runs from base 209 to 1591 and encodes 460 amino acids. The transcript has 5 exons. Lineage: Eukaryota; Metazoa; Arthropoda; Insecta; Hymenoptera; Formicidae.
GUAUUGGCUGCGAGAGGACGCCGCGAGCGUCGAAAGGCUGAUGUGCGCGGAACGUUCACAAGCGCCGCAGUAUGCCAUCGUACGUCGCGCGGUGUGGUGACGCUCUUUUGCGCCAUCGCGAAUGUAACGGGACGGGAUUACGUGCUCGCGCGGUAUCGCCCCCGUGAUCUCUCGCCGCCGUAACGGGGAAUUAUGUUGACUUGGAGAAAUGGGUAAUUUGACGACGCUGCUAGUGAAGUUCGGUGCCGCGUUCCUCCUCGCCUGUCACGCGGAUUAUACCUUGGCUCAGGACAACGCAUCGGCAGCCAUAGAAUGUAUCGAAUCCGAGACGGGAUGCAGGAGGUGCAGAGACGGGACGUGUGCCAGAUGCGCUGUGUUGUUACAUCAGGGUACUUGUGUGCACACCUGCCCAUCGGGCUUCGUCUCCGACUGGUCCACCCGGGACGAAUACAUGGGUCGUGUCUGUCGAGAGACCGGCUACAUGUUCGGCCUCACCGGUAGCCAGGUCGCGAUUUUGGUAGGGGUGGUCUCCGGUACAACUAUCUGUAUCUUCAUCAUCCUCUGCGGCGCGAUAGUCGUACACCGACGUAAGAAGAAGGCGGUGAAGCUGGCCCAGCAGUUUGAGGACAGCGCAGAGAGGAGAGAAUUUCUGAAACACCUAGCGACGCUCCGUGGAGAGGCCAAUACUUUCCUCGCUAUGCUCAACGAUACUAGAAGACAGGUCAGAGAGUUGUACUACUCGGGAAAUAACGGAGACGGUGCCGUCGGAAUCCAAGCGUAUAGACCAGUGCUACGUGACCUGGCGAGGAUACUAGUUCUCGUGAAUAGGAGAGACGAUGAGAUACCACUUCCGCCCGACGAUUGGCAACGACUAUUCUCAUGGGCAGAGCGGCUAUUGAGAAGAUAUAAAAGGCAUAGUUCUCCAGAAGUGGCUCAGCUCGUGACAUUCCUGCAACAGCCGACGAGCAACCCCGUCCAAAUGACCUCGUUAUCGGCGCAAUCGGUCACGACAUCGCAACCACCACUUCAUCAACCCGUAUACGAACCGAGAAGCACCCCCACUAAUCUCACCACAUUCCAAGCGAACGUGCCUCUCGCGACGUUCCAAGCGAGCGAUAAAUCGAGCAUCAGUCCAGCGAGUUCGAGCCUCGGCUACACAAAGGACAGCAGUCCCCUCGGUUCGAGUUUGGGUCAAAACAGUGCUUUCGGUAUUUACAGCAGUGAAAAGUUCAGCCCGAACGGCUCGACAAUCGGUCAAACGACGCCUCUCGUCUACGGAAAUAAUCUGAAGCGAACAGGAUCGAGGGCGACGAGUGACUGUCAAGAAUUGCAGACCAUCUCUGCGUUUAAUCGCAGUUAUAAUGGCACGCUGCCCUUGGAGACCAACAACAUCCGUGCGUUACACGACGAGUGCGCAGUCAACGAUGGUUUAGACCGCGACUUGAAUCCUCAAUGGAAGUUUCAGAGUAGCCCCGUAGAGGCGGCCAAUUACACCAUUCUGUCGGAUUGGUCGCCAGCUCAUGAUUAUCUCAUCGACGAUUUCACAAUUCUCGGUUUUCGGCCGCAGGACGAAAUCACUACGGAAUUGUAGUAUCGACUGAUAGUGAAAUACAUAACGAGAUCCAAACAAGACUUGUAAAGGAAGAGAGAGUUACAAAUGCUUGCGCAUUUCAAAUACCGUCAAAUACCGUUUUCAAACAAUAUUUCAAAAAUCCUCAACAAUCUUCUUUGACAAUCCUGUAACGGUACUUUGCAUUGCAUUAACGAGAUUUAUUAAUUGUGUUAUUCAUGAAAAAGGAUCGUAUGAAAUAAAUUCUAUCUGCUACAUUUGACAAUCUAUGCGUGUUGGUCGAUAAUGCGAUAUCGACGUAUAUUAGGUUUGCUUUUUAUUACUGCACUCUUGGAAUAUAUGAAAAUGGUAUAUAGCUAAUUGGCGCUCUUUCUAACAUAUAUCUGUCCUCGUCUGUUUAUUUUAUUGCGAUGCGCAUGCGUCGAUCUACAGUUUUGAAAAUUCUUUAUUAUUAUAAAAGUGUGUAUCGCGUGUAAAGUUAGGCAACUGUAUGCCAUUAUUAUCUAGUCUAGUGCAAGCGCAAACAGAUUUUAAAUAGAUAAGGACAGACAUAUAUUGGAUAUUUUUGCUAUAUUAUUCAGAUUGAAUGGCACUUCCAGUUUAUUCUAAGGCUGCACUGAAUUGCAAUGGAAUUUUUUUCUUGUUUUCGAUAAAUUUAAACAUAUAUUUGUUUUAUUUCAAAUCAA